Molecule: messenger RNA, 988 nt
Organism: Carcharodon carcharias (great white shark)
Lineage: Eukaryota; Metazoa; Chordata; Chondrichthyes; Lamniformes; Lamnidae
Gene: mrpl47
Product: mitochondrial ribosomal protein L47
Exons: 8
Coding region: 210-929 (239 amino acids)
Biological process (GO): mitochondrial translation
Cellular component (GO): mitochondrial large ribosomal subunit; mitochondrial ribosome
Molecular function (GO): structural constituent of ribosome
Source: RefSeq, a predicted model, not a curated record
GUCGCCAUCUUUGAUCAAGGCAAGGGGGUCAGGAUCUUCCACAAUAAGGCAAAUCGUUGUUUAGCGAAGAACCAGAAAGUUUCUAAAUCGUAUCCUUUCUAAUUUUGAAGGCGUUUGUGAAGGUAUAUAGCUGGGCUCAUAUUGACCAAUGAGCGGCUCGGAAGGCCGGUUGUCCGGUUACCGGUGGCGCAGUGCAUUGUGGAUGGAAAAUGGCAGCGCGGAUCGCGAGCUGGUGCCGACGGUUUAACGGAAUCUUCAAUGGCGGGGUCAGCAGGGUCAGCUCGGAAAACUUGACCAAGUUUCAGAAAAUUGGGCUGGGAUCAAGCCUAACUCUACAGUGUAGAUCCCUGCAUACUUCUGAUUCCUGUCAAGGACUAGAGGAAUUCUUUGAUGAUCCUAAGAACUGGGGAGAACAGACUGUAAAGUCUGGUGCACCUUGGAUGGCAAAACAGCUACGAAUAAAAAGCAACGAAGAUUUACACAAGCUCUGGUACGUCCUUCUCAAAGAAAAGAACAUGCUUUUGACUUUAGAGCAAGAAGCAAAGCGACAACGAUUACAAAUGCCAAGUCCAGAGCGCCUAAAGAAAGUAGAACGAUCUAUGGUUAGAAUUGACUCAAUUGUUCAGGAACGUGAAGAUGCUCUGAGAUUGCUGCAGACUGGACAGGAAAAAGGCCGUCCUGGUGCUUGGAGGAGGGACAUCUUUGGGAGAGACUUUUGGUACAAAUUUAGGGAAUGGCCUAUUCCUUGGUACCUAAACAAGAUAUACAGAAGAAAACGAUUUUACACACCACCAUUUGUGGAUAUUUUUGUUAGGCGACGUAUUGAGAAACACCUACGUAAAAAGAACAAUGCAAAGAAGGCAAGAAAGGAAGAAGAAAAAGCACUAAGUAAAAAAUUCCCUCAGCUUUCUGCAUCAGCACAAAGUUAACCCUACAAUGUAAAAAGGAUGUACAAAUGUGAAAAUAAACUUGUAAAUAAAGGGUAAAA